Molecule: messenger RNA, 570 nt
Organism: Gloeophyllum trabeum ATCC 11539
Lineage: Eukaryota; Fungi; Basidiomycota; Agaricomycetes; Gloeophyllales; Gloeophyllaceae
Exons: 1
Coding region: 1-570 (189 amino acids)
Molecular function (GO): zinc ion binding; nucleic acid binding
Source: RefSeq, a predicted model, not a curated record
AUGGCUACAGCAGACGAAUACAUCGCGGAAUUCCGCAUGUUGACCGCACGAUGCGGAAUCACUGAAGACGUAUCCCUGAUUGAGUACUUCCAAGAGGGACUCCAGAACACGCUAGUCGAGAAGGUCUAUGGCAUGGAGCACAUGCCUAAGACGAUCGAAGACUGGUACAAAGCCACAUCCCGAUUCGACAAUCAGUAUCGACGGGCAAGAGCGGUCAUCAACCGAUACAAGGGAGUUGGCCAGAACAGAAACUUCGUCACUCCGAAGUACACGCCUCCCCCUAAAGACCCCAAUGCCAUGGAUGUCGAUCGCCUAUCGACCAGUGACAGAGAGAAGUACAUGAAGGAAGGGCGAUGCUUCACCUGUGGUCAGACUGGCCACAGGGCUGCCGAUCACAAGCAGGACAAGGGAAAGCAACCAGAAAGACGACCUGUCCGCGUUACUGAAGUCAAAGAAGACUCAGACAAAGGAACCUCCAAUAUCGCCAAGAUCAAAGCCAUGAUGGCAGAACUUGAAGAGAACGACAAGAUCAAGCUCCUCGAAGACAUGGCGGAGAAGGAUUUUGCUUAA